Messenger RNA from Gekko japonicus, 2471 nucleotides. RefSeq names its product v-ral simian leukemia viral oncogene homolog A (ras related) (gene RALA). Bases 62 to 682 code for a protein of 206 amino acids. Gene Ontology annotation, cellular component: plasma membrane. The record is from RefSeq and is a predicted model, not a curated record. Gene Ontology annotation, molecular function: GDP binding; GTP binding; GTPase activity. The transcript is spliced from 5 exons. Gene Ontology annotation, biological process: Ras protein signal transduction; regulation of exocytosis. NCBI's taxonomy places the organism in Eukaryota, Metazoa, Chordata, Lepidosauria, Squamata, Gekkonidae.
CUCUUUAGAUCCCAGUCAGAAGGUUCUUCCUCGGCUUCUGUGAAAUACCUGCAGUCCAAAAAUGGCAGCAAAUAAGCCCAAAAGUCAAAAUUCUUUGGCUCUACACAAAGUCAUCAUGGUAGGCAGUGGGGGUGUAGGAAAAUCUGCAUUAACGCUGCAGUUCAUGUAUGAUGAGUUUGUGGAAGACUACGAACCCACCAAAGCAGACAGCUACAGGAAAAAAGUAGUUCUUGAUGGAGAAGAAGUCCAGAUAGAUAUACUGGAUACAGCAGGACAGGAAGAUUACGCUGCAAUUAGAGACAACUACUUCCGGAGUGGAGAGGGUUUUCUCUGUGUGUUCUCCAUUACAGAGCUUGAAUCUUUUGCAGCUACAGCAGACUUCAGAGAGCAAAUUUUAAGAGUAAAAGAAGAUGAAAAUGUUCCAUUUUUGCUAGUUGGUAACAAAUCAGAUUUGGAAGAUAAAAGACAGGUUUCUGUAGAAGAAGCAAAAAACAGAGCUGAUCAGUGGAAUGUUAACUAUGUGGAAACGUCUGCUAAAACACGGGCUAAUGUUGACAAGGUAUUUUUUGACUUGAUGCGAGAAAUUAGAGCAAGAAAGAUGGAAGACAGCAAAGAGAAGAACGGGAAAAAGAAAAGAAAAAGCCUAGCCAAGAGGAUCAGAGAAAGAUGUUGCAUUUUAUAAUCAAAGCUCCACAUUCUUUUCCCUAUUUUGACCAUCCUAAUAAAAUCCAUAACUUAUAAAGCAUGCCAUUUGAAGGCUCCUAUGACUGAAAUUACUCUUAACAGUUUGGGAAUUGUAGGGUACCACUUAAACUUGUACCACUUAAAGCAUGAAUUGGGACAGCACUGAAAGUAUUUCACUGAAAGUUUUUAAUGUGGCUUCAAGAGAAGCAGAAUUCAUCCCAUUUCAUAAUUGGUUGCCUCUCAUCAUGGUUCUUCUGAAUGUAGAGUAUUUCCCAUGGGCAGUCUGUCCUGAACUGUAAACAAAAACUUUUAACUUUCUAUGGCUUCUCCUAAAGUGUACACUUUUAUAUCACCAAAUCUUCACUUUUUGUCUUCUACUGCCUUGAAAACUACUGCGGUGGUCAAAAACUAAGCAAAGGUUUGUUUGUUUGUUUUUGCUAUUAUAAGAUUAUGCAAAUUAGAGAAGAGAACUGGGCUUUGUUCUCUGAUGCUUCUAUCGGGAGUCAUUUAUACAUGGAAUUAGCUUAGGCAAGUAGUAUGUAGACUCAUAUGAGGAUAUUUGAAUAUGCCUUAAUUUAAAAAAAAAAAAAACCCUAAAAAAAAUUGAUGUAGUCACGGGUGUAGCUUCAUUGUGAUGCACUGAGGUGUCUGCAUCAUUCUCUGAAAUUAUAUCCUUUAGGCUGGAGUGCAGUUUGUGAGUAACCUUGCAAACUCACGGUUUGCUAGCAGUAUCUCUGGUCAGAAAAGUGUGCCAUACUCUGGGUCGGGAAAGCAAUCCAGAGCAUACUGUUACCUUUGAUUUAGUGAAGAGAGCUUAGACUUGAAAGGGCCAACAUAACCCAUGUACAUGAUUGGACACUUAGAUUUAAAAGUGAAGAGGGUGGUAGAGCACACUUCAUUCUGAACGGAACGUGUCUGUCUUAACGUGCACACAUUCUGAACCUGUCCUCUGGCAAUUACUGAAUGCCUAGACACUUGGGAAGAUUAUUUCUCCAGGACUGGAUAUGCAGUGUGAAUUUUCAGUCUUCGGAAAUGAGGUCGUCUUUGGGAUGUCUGGGAACUUCUGACCGUUUCCCUUCCUUAUGAUCCUCAUUCUAAGCCUUUGAGAACAUGGUGUAGUGAUGCUAAAACCGUUAUCUGUUCAUUUCUUAGUGGGAAAAAGCUUUUUGGCUACUUCUUGCUAGCUGAUAUUGAACAAUCAGUCCUACUUAGCACUACAGAAAGAUUUACAGUGUGCUUCCAGUACUUCUCAUCAAGACAUUGAAAAUAGGUUGUCAUCAAAACUCCAAUGCAUUUGAAAAUACUAGCACAAUGUUAGUAUGUGGAAUUGAGCUAAAGAUGUUAGUAUCUUUUGAGGCUUUGAAGCCUUUUUGGAGGAAAGUUGGAUCAGUUCCAAAUAAACUUUUUAUAUACCUGUGUAAACUUAAACUGACAGUUGAAAGUGUGUCUGAGUAAACUAGACAACACGUGUAUGUAACAUGCUAACAAGUAGACGUUAGGAACGUGGCUCUCUAGAAAACACUCUUUGUUAAUAUAAGGAAUUUUUUUGUAUGUACAUUCUCCAGUAGAUGCUACCAUGUGCGGAAUUAGUUUCUUGAUGUGCCUGGCCAAGCAGGUUGGUCCUCAUUUUAGUGUGUAUCCAUUUCCAGUCUAUUUAACCAGGGAGUUUAACCACUAACAUUGUGAUGUUGUUUGUGUAAUGGGAACCAAGGUGUUAUGAAGCCAAUGGACACACAGAAAUAAUUGUCAUAGGCUGAUGCCUUAUCAGAUUCUUUUUAUUUGCUAUU